Messenger RNA from Bipolaris victoriae FI3, 162 nucleotides. RefSeq lists its product as hypothetical. The transcript has a single exon. The annotation marks the transcript as partial. Lineage: Eukaryota; Fungi; Ascomycota; Dothideomycetes; Pleosporales; Pleosporaceae. The record is from RefSeq and is a predicted model, not a curated record.
AGACUCUCUUUUUCUAUCUGGCCGCAGUGGUCGUGGCGGUGCAGGUAUGGCAUGUUGUGGAGUAGCGGUGAUGGAAAGUUUACACACCUCGAGUCUUUCAGUAUCGUGUCCCCAAGCUUGCCACGCACAAAACGAUUCAACAGAGCGAUGUCGGAGAAAUGA